AUGCUCUCGGGAGGUCUCACUCUCACUAACUUGACCGAUCAUCACGACUUGGUGAGAAACUUUAUGACAUGGUUGAAAGGCCUCAAGCACUUCACCCUGCGAUGGGACCCUGGAUCCAUAUCUGAAAGUAGAAGAGACUUCCGUUGGAGACUUGAGUUGGUUGGAGAUAUCCUAAAACCUCACCGAGACUCCAUCAAAUCUAUCAAACUCGGAAAGAUGGCCGAGCCUGGUCUAGGCGACUUUGACGCCUCAAACUUUCCCAAUCUCGAGACCUUGCAUAUGCACCACAAGGAUCUCAAGGGCAUUAUUAUCUCGACCUGCCCACAGCUUCAAGCAGCGAGGUUGUACGACGUGGUUAUUACCACGGAUAACAUCGAGGAAGAAAUGUUUUACAAUGCUUCAAAUUACCAUGAUUAG
Molecule: messenger RNA, 417 nt
Organism: Fusarium musae
Lineage: Eukaryota; Fungi; Ascomycota; Sordariomycetes; Hypocreales; Nectriaceae
Exons: 2
Coding region: 1-417 (138 amino acids)
Source: RefSeq, a predicted model, not a curated record